AUGUCUGAUAUAACAGAGGAAACAUUGAAUACUAUUCUCCCACUUGAAAUACUCGAUAAAUCUAUUGGUAAGGAAAUUCAAGUCUUAAUGUCAAAUGACAAAGAGUUCUACGGUACAUUGAUCGGAUUCGAUGACUUUGUUAAUAUCGUAUUAGAAAAUGUCAAGGAGCUGGAUGGCAGCGGAUCUUCUGAUAAGGUAAUCAAGAAAAUGUUGUUGAAUGGAGGACAAAUCUCUAUGUUGGUACCAAAAAUAUAA
Dujonia railenensis is the source of this 255-nucleotide messenger RNA. Lineage: Eukaryota; Fungi; Ascomycota; Pichiomycetes; Serinales; Debaryomycetaceae. The record is from the annotation of a GenBank genome assembly.